GUGUUUAGUACCUGAAUAGGUCGCCGCUGUGGUUAUCCCUUGUCCCUCGAAAAAGCUUCUGACUUCAAUGCUUUCCUCUUUCAUUAUCAUUCUUUCAUCUGUGAUUCCAAUCCUAUGUUCGCCAUUGUCAUUUUCAUUGUCAUAAUAUAUUUAAACUUUGGCGUAGAAUCAUGAAUGAAUUAAUGAAACUCAGCCCUGGAAAGAGGGAAAAUGCUUUAAAAAAGUUGAAGAAAGAGAGAAAUGAUAGAAUGCGAGCUCAGCUACCAGUUUUGAAUCGCGAAGAAGUUAUCAGAUAUCGACUCCCACCUCAUGAAGCUCUUUUAAGAGCGAUUGGACAGGAUGGAUAUAAAAAUACAGCAGAGUACAUGAAACAGCUCAUUGACUAUCAAGAGUAUGUGAGGAAUUUCUAUGGACCAGAUACCAAUGUUUGGCUGAGACCAAGAUUGAAGUAUAAUAUGGAUAUUCUUUACCACCUAAGGGAUGGCCUUGCUACUGCCGAAAAAGCACAUUUGGCAGACAAUAUCGCGAACGAAGUAAGAGAAAUCCUGAAACUGGCAGUGGAGUACGCUUUCGGUGAAGAAGACUGGUGGUGGCUUGGUCAUCAACUAUUAGAUCAAUCUAUAACAAUCAGCAGAGAUUUCAAAAGAGAUGCUGGAAUGUAUCAUUCAAUAGCAAGAUAUGCACUCGGAAAAUUCUUGUUGGAGAAGAUAACGGAUGUAGAUGCAGCUUUGGAGCAUCUAAAUAUCGCAAGGAGUAUAUCUGUAGGUAAUCCAUGGAGCGCGAAGGGCAUAUUCAAGACGCAUCAGAAAACAGUUUUCACUGAAGUCUCCAUACUUCUCUACAAAGUUAUCUUGAAACAAGCAAGACAAUGUAUGAAGUAUGAUCCUCACUUGGCAAUCAAGCUAUGCAAAACGGCAAGAAAGGCUGCUUUAGACGGUUGCCAUUACUCUGGUGAAACAGAAGCGUAUAUCACCGAAGGAGAGUGCGAACAGUUGAUUCACGAUACCCAGAGUGCCAUCAAAUCAUUUCAAAAGGCUCUUGCCAUUCAGAGCUUUCACGAAGACCCUCAUUGGAAGUGUGAAGCUAUGUCUCAUCUAGCAAUUGCUUAUUUGAAACACGGACUUCUCUCCUCUGCCCUGCAGAUGUUGCACGAUUUAAAAGAUUACGCUGUGAAACACCAGCUUACUUUUUACGUGGCACAGUCCUACAAAUACUUGGGAGAGUAUUAUCUUAGAGAAGGCACACCUCAAAAUGCGACACCACUGUUAAAAAUUGCUUUGAGACUGUUUAAUGAGGGAAACUACAUACAUGAAGCAGAGAGUGCAAGGAACUAUGCUGCAAUAUCUAUAGGAAUUGAACUCAUAAAUCCCUAUAUCGAAUUGGUGGUAGCCUGCGACGAAAAAAACCCAGAUUACGACAUCCUCAUGCGAAAGCUCAUAGAAUGGAAAGAUUCUAGAGUCACAUUCUGGAAAGACUUGAAAGGAGAAAUAAGUUUUGGAAGAAUAGAUGAAGCGAAUAGGGAAACAGAAAGUGAUUUUCUCCGGCUAACAGAGUCUAAUGCUGAAAUGCCGAAUAGGGAAGUGGUGUUGUCUGUAAAAUCUCUUGUGGGAAGUAAAGAUUCGUUUCGAGUGGGUGAGAGGGUGGCCAGCAAAUCGAGAGAAUCUGUUGAGGAAAGUACGAAGGAAUCCAGAGAAGUGGAGAGUGUGGAUGAAGAGGCCUUCGUUGCAAAAAAGGUGGACUCGAAGAAGGGAAGUACAGACGAUGAAAAGAAGGAGGUUAUAACAUUACACGUUACGGAAAACUUUACAGAUGACUGAAUGCCGUUGGUGUUGAGGGAAUAACUAAGUAAAAAUUGAUUACUCAGUCAAUUAUUAUAGUAAAUCUUUCAAAAAUAUUUCAAAUUUAAGAAUAAAAUGAAAU
This is a messenger RNA of Coccinella septempunctata (seven-spotted ladybird), 1920 nucleotides long. RefSeq lists its product as uncharacterized. Gene Ontology annotation, molecular function: protein binding. The coding region runs from base 171 to 1817 and encodes 548 amino acids. Lineage: Eukaryota; Metazoa; Arthropoda; Insecta; Coleoptera; Coccinellidae. The transcript is spliced from 8 exons. The record is from RefSeq and is a predicted model, not a curated record.